AUGACAAAUAAAAACUGUACACAACAUACAAAAUAACAAAUACACUUGAUGAACAAAAAGAAACGACCCAACCUUUUUCUUCUCCUAAUUCUAUUUUGUCAUCAUUUUUCAAGUAACAUUUUGGUUUUUGGGCAAAAGAUAGAAAAAGAAACAAGUGUUUAAUUGUAAUUAAUUAGAGGUCAUUUGAAAACAACAACAAAAACACUUGAGUAAUUUUCGAAAACACUUUUCAGGUCUCGAUAUUCUCAAAGAAAUUUUGGCAAAAGUAUCUGAACUUCCCGAAGAAGCAUCUCAACCAUUCUACAAACGACACUACAUUGAUAUUCUUCAACAUGUUCUUGCUGUUGCAUGUGAUAGUUCACAAGUUCAUGUUGCUGGUUUAACAUAUUAUGCUGAAGUAUUGUGUGCUCUUUUCCGUGCUCCAGAAUAUUCAAUCAAAUUGCCAUUAAAUAGUGCAAAUGAACAACAAUCGAAUAUUGAUUAUAUUUAUGAACAUAUUGGUGGAAUCUUCUCGCAACAUUUCUCCAAUUUGACACAGUUAGUUUAUUUUUUUUUUUUUGAAAAAUUAUUUGGAACCUGAAAACGUGUAAUCUUAUUUAAUUUUCAGAGAUCAAAUUCGUGUUAUCAUCAAAGGAUUUUUCUCGUUCAACACUGAAAUUGGAUUGAUGAGAAAUCAUUUGAGAGAUUUCCUUAUUCAAAUCAAGGUGAGCUUUUCAAAUUCUUGAAAAUUCAUUCUCAUUUUCGCCAUUUUCAGGAAUUCAAUGGUGAAGAUACAUCUGAUUUGUUCCUUGAAGAACGCGAAGCUGAAAUUCAACAAGCUCAAUCAAGAAAACGAGCUGUUCCUGGAAUGAUCAAUCCAAAUGAUUUGCAAGAAGAAGAUGUUUUCUAUUAA
Caenorhabditis angaria is the source of this 892-nucleotide messenger RNA. NCBI's taxonomy places the organism in Eukaryota, Metazoa, Nematoda, Chromadorea, Rhabditida, Rhabditidae. The record is from the annotation of a GenBank genome assembly.